Symbiodinium sp. CCMP2592 is the source of this 1764-nucleotide messenger RNA. NCBI's taxonomy places the organism in Eukaryota, Dinophyceae, Suessiales, Symbiodiniaceae. The record is from the annotation of a GenBank genome assembly.
AUGUUUUUGCCCCAGGAGCUGUUCAAGCCCACGUCCAAGCAGAACGAAGGACACGGCAUGGGUUUGAAUGCCAUGUUGGAUGAAAGCUGGUCCAACAGAUGCACAUUGACUAGGCAGAGUGCUGCUCCAGCCUUGGACGUCUCAGGUGCUUUCCAGCCAAGCGUGUGCUGUUCACUUGGAUUCUGUGUUCAUGCAGGGAAGGGCUUGCAAGCCUUCGCGAUGCAUUCCAAGUUGUCCAAGUUGCUGCGGCCCUUUGUGCAAGCAGUGCGGCAAAAGCGGAAGGUCGGUGAGGCAGUGCAGCCAUCAGACAGCAAGCGCAAGAAGCCUGUGCACCCGGAAGCGAGAAAGCUUCUGGAUCGGGCCAUGCUCAUUUUUCGGCUUCAGAAUGGUGAUCCUGACGUUGGAAGCUUCCGGUAUGGGCAGCCACUUGCGGAAGCGGAAGCAGAUUCGGCUUGGGCUUCUGUUGCAGACAAGAUCCUGUUGGAUGCAGGACAGGCUGUGCCAGCAGCUUCCGAAACCCAUUGGCUGCAUGUCGGGUACAUCAAUCAUACCACUCAUGUUUUCAGUGUUACACCAAUGACUUUGGUUGACUUCAACAGCUCUGGCCAUGUCGUCAAGCUAUCUGCUUUGCAGCAAGGACAGGCAGGAGAGGAUGUUGUCCAAUCGUUUCGUUCCUUCGAAUUCUUCAAGGCGAACCUGGACUUGGAACAGGUUUGGAGACUACGAGUCUUCAAGCUCCGGUCGACGAGCGAGGUACUGACACGGAAUGAACUUUCGCCGGCCUGUGUUCAGGCAAGCCCAUAUGAUGAGAUUCCGGAGAUGAUUGUUUGGCAGGGGUGGAAGGCCGAGCAAGCCAAUCCGCCGCCGCAACACAGCCGCCGUUCACAAGGCCCAGGCGGCCGUGCUGCUAGGCCAACUGCUAGGCCUUCUGGGUCGGACUCUGCGGUGGUUCCUGAAGCUCCGCCGGGUGCUGGUGUUUUCUCGGACCAUGAGCUUGCCGAGCAUGAUGCUGCAGAGGGGUUGUUGAAAGAGGCUUCGGACCUUUUGAGUCGAGAGGAGGCACCAGAUUCAGAUCCUGAGCGUGAGCUUGACGACGAUCCCCCAUUGCCAUCCGACAUCAGUGUGGAAAGGCAGCUCGAACUGCCAGAUGAAGCCCCUCAGCUUCGCAGUGCUGCUGGUGCUGCCCAUGAAGUUGGGGUUGAAGAACGCCGUGACCCCGAGACAACUCGCCGUGUUGCAGGGCCAGCAAGCGGGCCGCAGCAGUGGCAGGUGCAGAUCGCUGAGUGGCAGAAUCGUUUGGGCAUUUCGGAUUCUGUCGAUGUGCUUCGGAAAGUCAAGAAUUUGAAGCUCUGUGGGUUGCAGAAGAACAAACGGAUCAUGGCAAUCCUGAACCUGUCAGUGCUUCAGAAGCUGAAGCCCGGGCAAAGAAGGUCGGCUGUCAGUGUUGCUUCCAUCAGGAAGGCCUGCAAGACUCUCAUUGUCAACGUAAGUCAGAAUCCUAACCGGGGCAACCUCAUCACGCCCGACAGUGGCUUCAAUCAUACUUUGUGCAGCUCCACUUUGCAGAUCCAUUUGGGCUUGCGCCGAUUGAUUACGGCACGCGAGAUGAUGUUUCAGCAUGGCCAUCCUCGAGACAUGGUGAUCCCGACCGACAUGUCUGUGCACAGCCUCCGGCAGCUGGCAGGGCAAGGGAUGGCUUUGCCGAGUGUGGCCACUUGUUUGUGGUGCCAAUGCAUUCUGAAGGCCAACAGUGACAGGGUCUGA